Messenger RNA from Medicago truncatula (barrel medic), 973 nucleotides. RefSeq lists its product as uncharacterized. The transcript is spliced from 2 exons. The coding region runs from base 276 to 629 and encodes 117 amino acids. NCBI's taxonomy places the organism in Eukaryota, Viridiplantae, Streptophyta, Magnoliopsida, Fabales, Fabaceae. The record is from RefSeq and is a predicted model, not a curated record.
AGUUUGUAGGUCCCACUGGUACCAUAUGACCCACCAACUCACAUGCAUGCCCACUCCAUACAUUUCAACUCACCUUUUUUGUUAACCUUAAUAAUUCUUCCUUUUGUUAUCAAAGCUAUAUAUAUAGUAUAUCUUUGGGACAACACAUGAGAAAAAAAAAACAUCAAAGUUGAGAAAAGAGAUUAGCAUGUUAUAACUAUAAACUAGAAUAUACUUUGUUUCAUGCCAAAGUAGAUAAUUUUUUAAGCCUAUAACAAGAUUGAUUAUACACAAAUAUGGAGGUUGCUGUUGAACUUGAAGAUGAUUUGUAUUUUGCAGACUUAAGCAAGCAAAUUUCACUCUUAAUUAUGGAUGAAGAUGAAGAUCCUCUUACUUCUCAUCCUUCACACUCUCUUCAGUCUUUCUCUGGAGCAAUCCAUCCUCCUCCACAGUCAAAUUUCCUGUACGAGCAAAUGGCUUUGAGAAGACAAAGCAAAGGGACAGGUGUGUUUAUCCCACAGUCAACAACACAACCAAGAAGGAAGCACAGAAAAGGAAGAUCUUCUUCAUAUGCAAAAUGUCAAAAACAAUCUCAAGAUACAACAAGAACGGUUUCUCAAAAUUCUUUUAAACCUAUAAAUAAUGGUUGAGGAUACAUACAUGUGUUGAUCCUUCUUCAAAACAGCAUGAUUUUCUACAUCAUUAGUUACUUUGCCAAGUAUGAAUAAUUCUAUAGAUGGUUAAUUUCAAGGAUUUAUAUAUACAUAGGCCAUUAUGUACAUGGGAAUGCCAGUAUUAUUUUAUUAGUCUUAUUAUAGCAAAGGUCCCUGCAAGGUUUAUUCUGUAACACUUCACCGUGUGGGGAAGUUUUUAUCUAGUUUGAUAAGUUUUUUUUUUUUUUUUUAUUAUUAUUAUUUUUUUUAUCUAAUUGUAUUGUAAUAUAUAUGAUGAUGUAUCCACUUAAUUGUAAUAUAAGCUUAUUCCACUUAAUCUC